Molecule: messenger RNA, 2119 nt
Organism: Chanos chanos (milkfish)
Lineage: Eukaryota; Metazoa; Chordata; Actinopteri; Gonorynchiformes; Chanidae
Gene: bzw1a
Product: basic leucine zipper and W2 domains 1a
Exons: 12
Coding region: 93-1352 (419 amino acids)
Cellular component (GO): membrane; cytoplasm
Molecular function (GO): protein binding
Source: RefSeq, a predicted model, not a curated record
GGGUUUUUUUGUUGGGUUGGGAAUAGCCAUUGUGUUGCUUUGUUCAUAGGUUCUAAAGCCGUUUUUUAUCAGCAUUAAUUUAGGUGUCUUUUAUGAAUAAUCAAAAGCAGCAAAAGCCAACGCUUACCGGCCAGCGUUUUAAAACUCGGAAAAGAGAUGAAAAGGAGAGAUUUGACCCUUCUCAGUUUCAAGAAAGUAUUGUACAAGGCUUGAAUCAAAGUGGCACUGAUUUGGAAGCUGUCGCUAAGUUCCUUGAUGCCUCUGGUGCCAAACUCGACUACCGCCGGUAUGCAGAGACACUCUUCGACAUCCUGGUGGCCGGCGGAAUGCUGGCCCCAGGCGGGACGCUGUCUGAUGACAUGACCCGUACUGAGUAUUGUCUCUUCACCGCCAACGAAGACCUGGAGACAAUGCAAGCUUAUGCUCAGGUUUUUAACAAGCUGAUCAGGCGUUACAAGUACCUGGAGAAAGGGUUUGAGGAGGAGAUCAAGAAGUUGCUGCUGUUUUUAAAAGGCUUCACAGAGUCUGAGCGUAACAAACUGGCCAUGCUGACUGGCAUUCUCCUGGCCAACGGCAACAUCUCAGCUUCCAUCCUGAGCAGCCUUUUCAACGAGAACCUCGUCAAAGAAGGCGUGUCUGCUGCUUUUGCUGUGAAACUUUUCAAAUCCUGGAUCAAUGAGAAAGACAUCAAUUCAGUGGCUGCCAGCCUGCGUAAAGUAGGCAUGGACAACAGACUGAUGGAGCUCUUCCCAGCCAACAAGCGCAGCUGCGAACACUUCUCCAAGUAUUUCACCGACGCAGGGCUGAAGGAGCUGUCUGACUUUGCCCGCAACCAGCAGUCAAUCGGAGCCCGCAAGGAGCUGCAGAAGGAGCUGCAGGAGCAGAUGUCCCGCGGCGACCCCUUCAAAGAUAUCAUUGCCUAUGUGCGAGAGGAGAUGAAGAAGACGAACAUUUCGGAGCAGACGAUGAUAGGGAUAGUGUGGACCAGUGUGAUGAGCUCUAUUGAGUGGAACAAGAAAGAGGAGCUCGUCACCGAACAAGCCAUCAAACACUUGAAGCAAUACAGUCCCCUCCUGAAGGCGUUCACCUCCCAGGGCCUGUCAGAGCUGACGCUCCUGCUGAAGAUCCAGGAGUACUGCUACGAUAACAUCCACUUCAUGAAAGCUUUCCAGAAAAUUGUUGUUCUCCUCUACAAAGCGGACGUUUUGAGCGAAGAGGCCAUUCUGAAGUGGUACUCGGAAGCUCACAUGGCCAAAGGGAAGAGUGUUUUCCUUGAACAGAUGAAGAAAUUUGUGGAGUGGCUGAAGAACGCUGAGGAGGAAUCCGAGUCUGAGGAAGAGGAGGGAGACUAAAGACCUGAUGUUUGACCUAACGUGCAGAAGCCGCCACGGGAGCAGUAGAAUGUUUUCUUAUUAAAAAACAAGUGCUUGUCUAUCUAAGUUCUCUAUCUUUUUUUGUUUUGUUUUUUUUUUUUUUCUUUUGGAUUCUACCUCCUGUUUUUUCAACCAUAACAUCUAGAUGUCAUUUAAGGGCUUUGUAUAACCAAUGGUUAAUUUUAACAGAUUUUUCUAUUUAAUCUUACGGUUUACACUCAAAAUAGCACAAAGUUAUGACUUGUCAACCUUUGUAAUUAUUCAUCCAUGGAGCUAUAUUACAUGUUGACACAUUUGGAAACCUUAUAAAUUUGACUUAUUAGUAUUAUUAUUACAAUUAUUGUUGCAAUUAUGACAUGAUUUUCAUUUGAAAAUGUUACAUUCCAUUCAAUUACAUGUGGCAUUGCCGCUGCCUCGUUGCUGAAAAAAGAAAUUGAUCUCUUUCUGUCUGUUAAUACUGCCCUCAUGCCCUUGUUAGGCUCCUUCAAAUUCUUUUUCUCCAUUUGUGAAGUAAUUGCCAAAGGUCCCAGUCCUGCUCCCAUGGUAACGACCAACCAGCCCUAGGUUAGCUCUCACUGUAGUCAACUGUACAGAGUCGAGUUUUAGUCACCCUCAAAAGACCCCUUAAGCACUUGACAUCACAUUUCCAAGAUCUGUCGCCACCUUCUCAACUGAUAUGUCACCAAUUUCUUUAAUCUGAGAAACUAAUUGACUUUUUUAUGAAAUAAAACUUACAAGAAUUCCAA